Messenger RNA from Hypoxylon fragiforme, 2132 nucleotides. Its product is annotated as WD repeat-containing protein NCU09302/NCU11420. NCBI's taxonomy places the organism in Eukaryota, Fungi, Ascomycota, Sordariomycetes, Xylariales, Hypoxylaceae. Bases 367 to 1896 code for a protein of 509 amino acids. Gene Ontology annotation, cellular component: nucleus. Gene Ontology annotation, molecular function: protein binding; DNA binding. The record is from RefSeq and is a predicted model, not a curated record. Gene Ontology annotation, biological process: regulation of DNA damage checkpoint. The transcript has 3 exons.
UUUUAAUUGAUUUUCGUCAUUCAUCCCUUGACAUCUCCAUCUCUAUCUCUAUCUCUAUCAAUCCUUUUCAUUUCCUUCUUUUAUUUCAGGUUGUUUUCCCUUUGAAUUCAACUUGAAUAAUAUCAUUAUACAUCUGACUGCAUAAAGUCAAUAGGCUUUAUUCAUGUCCUUUGUAGUGAAGCAGGGAAUUGUUUGUCUAAGAGAAUGAUUUUGAUUAAGACUCGAAUUCACGUCGCGUCUAAGAAAUCACCCUCAUCUUGUGCAAAUAUUCACCACCAAGUUCAAAUCCACCCACUUCACCCUUCCAAGCGCCAAUUAACCUAGUAGUUUGACAUUUGACCGAGUAAACCCUGGCAUUUAUUCAAAAUGGCUCCCGAACUCAGUACCUUCGAGGCGCGAAGGAAAGCAAACGUAGUGAACAAUGCCAAACUACUCAAGGACUCGGCCGAGGUCGCGGCUAAGAUCCGCCGGGCCGCCGCUCCACCUCCGAAGCCAGCCGCUUCAAGGAAGAGAAAAGCUACCGAGCCCACUCCUCGUACCCGCGUGAUUCCCACUCGUCAGAGUGCAAGACUCGCCGGAGCUGGCUCUGACACGAAUGGCACUGGAAUUAAACUUGAGGAUAUUCCUACCGAGUUGAAACCACCUGAGACCAAGCGCAUGCGUAAGGGUGGUAACCUGGAUCUCUUAACGCUUCAGGUGGAAGGUCAGAGGUGGUCAAGUCCUGGUACAAUGGCUUCCUUCGUCCACGGCGCACAGCCUGGCGUUCGUACAUUCACCGAGGAGGAUAUCAAAGAUACCUCUGACUCGAAGCUCAAGAAUCUUCGGAAAGAGAUAGACAAUCUCAAGUUAUACGAAGGUUGGGUGCCAAAUGAUAUCAAGAUUACCCCUGAACGUGUCUAUGCUCUCACCUUCCAUCCAAUACAGGAUAAACCCAUGAUUCUAGCCGGCGAUAAGAAGGGUACAUUGGGCUUCUUCGACGCUUCUCAAAAUACUCCCCCAGAAGCAGAGGAUGACGAAGAUGUUGAUAUUCCCCUACCACAAGUGAGCGCCUUCGAGAUACAUAGUAGGACCAUCUCCUCUAUCAAAGUGCCCACAUUCGAUCCCAAUUCAGUCAUCACUAGUUCCUAUGAUUCAUCGAUACGUUGCUUAGACCUACAAUCUCAAGUCAGCCGUCAACUAUGGCAGCCCGACGACGAUGGCGUUGAUCUCGGUAUCACGUGCAUCGACAUGUCGCCCGAAGCCAAGGACACAAUACUCUUCUCGACUUUGGAGGGUACCUUGGGAAGGAUUGAUAGGCGGUCGAAUGAGAAAGCCGAUAUGUGGGGUUUAUGCGACAACAAGAUUGGAGGAUUCUCUAUGAACCCAUUAUUACCACACCUCAUAGCCACAGCGUCCCUUGACCGAACACUCAAGAUAUGGGACUUAAGAAUGAUCAAGGGGAAAGGAGACCUUCAACACCCUUCUUUACUAGGCGAGCAUCAAUCGCGACUCUCCGUAUCACAUGCCUCGUGGAGUCGGGGCGGAUACCUAGCUACAUCAUCAUAUGACGACACUGUCAAGAUUUAUGACAUGACGGAUGCGAUUAAAUGGAAGUCAGGACAGGAUAUUCCCGAUGAGAAAAUGAACCCCGUACACCAGAUUACGCAUAACAAUCAAACUGGUCGCUGGGUUACAAUUCUCAAGCCACAAUGGCAAGUAAACCCCGCUGACGGCGUGGAGAAGUUCGCCAUCGCGAACAUGAACCGGUUUGUAGAUAUUUUCGACUGCGAGGGAAAGCAACUGGGGCAGUUAGAUGGCGAGGGUAUUACUGCUGUGCCUGCGGUUGCAGAGUUUCACCCAACAUUGAAUUGGCUGGCUGGCGGUACUGGAAGUGGAAAGCUAUGUCUUUGGCUGUAAAGACAAAUUAUAAGGAUCCAAUUAAUGGCUGGAUAGAAAAUACCCAUUAUGCAGUUAGACUACUGCGUAACUAAUCCCUAUAUACCUAACCUAGAUAUGUACCCUAUUACGGCGUCUCAUUGAAGCAACUCAUGUAUAAAGUAAAGUGGUUUACGGCGUUAGGUUCAUGAUCAUAGCUAGGUACCUACUUAGAUACAUACGAAGGCGUCUGGAUUAAUACAAAUUCGAUACACAUA